Racocetra persica is the source of this 1272-nucleotide messenger RNA. NCBI's taxonomy places the organism in Eukaryota, Fungi, Glomeromycota, Glomeromycetes, Diversisporales, Gigasporaceae. The record is from the annotation of a GenBank genome assembly.
AUGUCGAUAAAAAAUGAUCAACUAUUAGCAUUUGGUUCAAACGGACAUGGUCAACUUGGUAUUGGCACAAAUAUUGAUGUAAAUGUUCCAACAGAAUGUUUAUUUUCUUCAUUAAACCAAGUCAGAGACCUAAUUUUGAAUAAUGAGUUUCCACCUAUAAUUAUUAGCGGUGGAGGAAAUCAUUCCGCCUUUAUAACUCACGACGGGGAAUUAUGGAUAAGCGGAUUAAAUAGUGAUGGCCAAUGUGGCUCAUUAAACUCUAAUAUAGUCACAACUACCACCCAAAAGCAAAUUUCAUUAUCAACUAUCUAUAAUAAAGUAAUAUUAAAGGAUCCAGAAACCAAAAUGGAAAUUAAAUGGAAAUAUGUUGCAUGUGGAUGGGCUUUCACAGUUGCUAUUGCACAAAAACAUGGAUUAGUUUAUACGUUCGGGAAAGGAUUGCAUGGAGAGUUAGGAUGCGGCAAUUUGAUAAAAUCAUCAAACAAUCAAAUAUUACAAAUAGAAAAUUUGCAAGAAAUCAAAAAAGUUGAUUGUGGAUUGCGACAUUGUAUUGGAUUAACUAAUGAUGGAAUCUGUUUUGGGUGGGGAAGCAAUAAAUAUGGACAACUAGGGCCAUCACAAAAAGAUUCUGAGCAUUAUAAUGCAGAAGAAUUAAUGCAAGAAAAAUCAAAUAUAAAUGAAUUAUCAAAAAAAAUUAAGACGGCAAAAAAAGAUGAAAGUUACUUUAAACCAAUCAAAAUCUUAAUUGGAAUUGAAGAAAAAAUUGAAGAUAUUGCAUGCGGACAACAUCAUACACUUGUUUUAACCUGUACGGGACAAGUAUAUACAUUUGGACUCAAUAGGUAUGGUCAACUAGGAUAUGCUUCACCAUUAAAAAUUCCAAAUUGUAUGAUUCCGAAACAGGUAACAAAUCUUCCUAGCAAGGUUACUAAAAUAUCAUGUGGUUGGAAUACUUCUAUGGUUCUUUGUGAUGAUAAAGUUUUAAUGUGGGGUAGAAAUGAUCAUGGACAAUUAGGAAAAGUAAAUGCAGAAAUAAAUUAUCAAAAUGAAAAUAAAGAAAUUAAAGAAAAUGAAAGUGGCUAUAUUCAUAAUCCCGUUCCAUUAUAUUAUCUUCCACAAUAUGGUUUAUUUCCUAAAUCUUUGAAAAUUCAAGAUUGUGCUUGCGGAUCAGAACAUUCUUUGGUUAUAUCGGCAUCUAAUGAGUGUUUUUCUUGGGGAUGGAACGAACAUGGAAAUUGUGGCAUAGGUAAUAACAUUGAUCAAUGGACGCCG